This is a messenger RNA of Anastrepha obliqua, 2956 nucleotides long. RefSeq names its product probable 2-oxoglutarate dehydrogenase E1 component DHKTD1 homolog, mitochondrial. Lineage: Eukaryota; Metazoa; Arthropoda; Insecta; Diptera; Tephritidae. Gene Ontology annotation, biological process: tricarboxylic acid cycle. Bases 84 to 2882 code for a protein of 932 amino acids. Gene Ontology annotation, molecular function: thiamine pyrophosphate binding; oxoglutarate dehydrogenase (succinyl-transferring) activity. The record is from RefSeq and is a predicted model, not a curated record. The transcript is spliced from 13 exons.
UCACUCACUAUAUGAAUUUGUAUCUCGUUUUAAUAAAAUAAAAUACUAACACAAUAAAUUUGUUUAUUAAUAACAUAGUGAAAAUGUUGCGCCAAAUUACUGCCACUCGUUAUGCACAACUAUCAUUCGUGCAACAGGUCCAGCGACGCGGAUAUCAAAGUGAAAAGGGCGUCUAUGGCUACAGGCCGCUGCCAAAGCGCAUCUAUCAAGUGGCCCCUGAAGUGCUGCAGUCGAGAAAUGCCCAAGGCAAUGUUUAUCGCUGGGUGGAGGCCUAUCGCAAGCAUGGACACAAAUUGGCAGCCGUCAAUCCCAUCAGCAUCAGAGACCAGCAAAGCAUCACCAUCGACGAGUUGAAUCCACAAUUUUAUGGCCUAGCGCCGGAUCAGUCAGUGCAACCGCAGGGCUUAAUAAGUGCACCACAACAGUCUGUGGGUAGUCCAACAACGGUAUCAGGAUUGGCAUCAUUGCUGAAGGAAAUUUACUGUAGUACAGCGGUUAGCGCUGAGUUUCAGUACCUAGAGAGCCUCGAGGAACGCGAAUGGCUAGCGAGCCGCUUUGAACAACUAGUAGUUGGACAUCAGCAGCAGCAGGCAGAUUUUACCAUCAGCAGCGAUGCCCGCCGGCAGAUAGCCGAACUGCUAAUCAAGUCACAAACGUGGGAUAAUUUCAUGGCGAUAAGAUUUGCAAGCGUUAAACGUUAUGGUGGUGAGGGUGCCGAAAGCAUUUUAGUUUUCUACUGGCAAUUAUUACGCAGCGCUGUACAAGCUGACAUUGGGGAUAUUGUGGUGGCAAUGCCACAUCGCGGACGCCUGGCGCUGCAAACGACGAUGCUGAAUAUGCGCCCAGCGAAAAUUUUCCAUAAACUCAGUGGCGAGUCGGAGUUCCCGGAUGAUGCAGAAGCAAUGUCUGAUACACUAAGCCACUUCCAUUCAUCUGAGGACUUGGAGGUAGAAGGCAAGAAGGUACACAUAAGCUUAAUAAGAAAUCCAUCACAUUUAGAGGCAGGCAACCCAGUAUCCAUGGGAAAAACUCGUUCAAAACAACAAGCUGCUGGUGAUGGCGCCUUUAGUGGUGACCCCACAAAACCAUUUGCAACCAAAGUACUAAAUGUCAUCAUUCAUGGAGAUGCUGCUUUUCCUGGUCAAGGUAUCAAUCAGGAAUGCCUUAACAUGGCCUAUGUGCCACACUUUGAGGUGGGUGGCAGUGUACAUUUGAUUGUUAAUAAUCAAAUAGGUUUUACGACACCCGGCGAACGUGGUCGCUCUACUGCCUAUGCAAGCGAUCUGGCCAAGACAAUACAGGCUCCCGUUUUCCACGUUAACGGCGAUCAUCCCGAAAUGGUAGCUUUAGUUACACAACUGGCAAUGCAAUAUCAGCAUGAGUUCCGAAAAGAUAUUUUUAUUGAUAUGAACUGUUUUCGACGUUGGGGACAUAAUGAAAUGGACGAUCCAACCUUUACAAAUCCGAGUAUUUACCAAAUCAUACACAAUCGCAAAUCUGUGCCGGAUAUGUAUGUGGAAAAGUUGGAAAACGAGAGUGUGCUAACCACUGAAGAAGCAAAAGCUAUACGCCAAGCUUUCUGGGAUCAUUUAGAUACUGAACUGACCUUAGCUGAAAGCUAUAAACCCAAAACAAAUUAUUUUAGAAAACAGUGGACUCAUUUAACAAGUGCAACUAAUAAACAUACUGUUUGGGACACUGGCCUUGAUUACCAACUGCUGAACUAUAUCGGGCAUCAGAGUGUUUAUCAUCCGGAAGAUUUCAAUGUGCAUCCGCAUUUGUUGAAGACACAUAUCGAGAGUCGUCGAAAAAGACUAGAUGCUGGUGAAAAGAUCGAUUGGUCCACUGCGGAAGCAUUGGCCAUCGGCAGCCUCAUGUAUCAGGGUCACCAUGUACGAAUUAGCGGUGAAGAUGUGGGACGUGGCACUUUCUCCCAUCGUCAUGUAAUGUUGGUCGAUCAGAAAACUAAUGAAAUGUACAUCCCACUGAAUAGUAUGAAAGGCGGUCACGGCGGCAAACUAGAAAUAGCUCAUAGCAUACUUUCCGAGGAGGCAGUACUGGGCUAUGAGUACGGUAUGGCUAUAGACGAUCCACACAAAUUGGUUAUUUGGGAGGCUCAAUUUGGUGACUUUGCGAAUGGCGCACAAAUCAUGAUCGACAACUUUAUUAUAACAGGUGAAACCAAGUGGAUGGAUUCAAAUGGUUUGGUAAUUUUACUACCACAUGGCUAUGAUGGUGCCGCAUCCGAGCAUAGUUCCUGCCGCAUUGAACGGUUUUUGCAGCUAUGCGAUUCCAAAGAAACUGCCCCCGAUGGCGAUAACGUGAACGUUAACAUUGUUAAUCCCACUACAUCGGCCCAAUACUUUCACGUAUUACGCCGCCAGUUGUUGCGUAAUUUCCGCAAGCCACUCGUUGUGGCCGCACCGAAAAUAAUGUUACGUCAUCCGGAUUCAACAUCCACGCAUGUCGACUUCCAGCCGGGCACACACUUCCGAAAUGUGUUAGGUGAUGACACUAUUAAUGCCGACCAAGUGCGCAAAGUCAUAUUAUGUUCGGGCAAACACUUCUUUGUGUUAGAUGAAGCGCGCAAAAGCAAAGGCAUCACCGAUACUGCGCUAAUACGACUCGAGUCAUUAUGCCCAUUUCCAGCCUACGAACUACAACAAGAAUUGGCCAAAUACAAGCAGACUAAGAGCUUUGUGUGGAGUCAGGAGGAGCAUCGCAAUAUGGGCGCUUGGAGUUUUGUUCGACCACGCUUUGAAUGCUUAAUUGGCGAGCAGCUAAAUUAUGUUGGGCGUUGUGAAGCCGCCACCACAGCAACCGGCAUUGGGAAAGUGCACAAACGUGAGGUGGAAGAGUUAGUGGCUAACUCUUUCAUGUAGUGAAUAUGUGUAACACUGCCGGGACUUUCGAUUGUGCUUUCGAGUUUUGCAUUUAAAAUAUAUUUAAUAUUAUA